This is a messenger RNA of Pseudophryne corroboree (corroboree frog), 833 nucleotides long. RefSeq names its product small integral membrane protein 15 (gene SMIM15). The record is from RefSeq and is a predicted model, not a curated record. The transcript has 2 exons. NCBI's taxonomy places the organism in Eukaryota, Metazoa, Chordata, Amphibia, Anura, Myobatrachidae. The coding region runs from base 178 to 402 and encodes 74 amino acids.
ACGAGCGGCAGCAGAGAGCGUCCAAUCACGCUACCUCUUUCAUGCUCACUCCAGGAAGUGCUUGUGAAUGAGAGUUACUGGCAGGAAGAGAGUGGGUGAGCGUGCUGCGAGUUCCUACUUCCACCUGGCUGAGUGUGAGCAGCAUCUAUGAGCUGGCUGUGACAAGUUAUUGAAGACAUGAUUGAUAUAAAGGCCUGGGCCGAGUACGUAGUAGAAUGGGCUGCCAAGGACCCAUAUGGUUUUCUAACGACUGUGAUCCUGGCCCUCACUCCCCUGUUUAUUGCAAGUGCUGUACUCUCGUGGAAAUUGGCAAAAAUGAUUGAGGCCAAAGAACGGGAACAGAAAAAGAAGCAGAAACGACAGGAAAACAUUGCAAAGGCUAAGAGAGCAAAGAAGGACUGAGCGAAGGAAAGUUAACUUCUAACUACUAAAGACGCUCUUUAUAUGCUUCAUAUUUUCUAAACAUUCUAAAAUGUUUGACCUAACUGGAUAUAAUUAUCAGUGCUUUAAACACUUGUCACUACAAUGAUAUGUUCUUCUGUAUACCGACUACUUGUGAAUUGAUUUUCUAGGUUUUUUUUUUUUUCAUUAAAUGUUUGAUCAUUUCAGAAGUCAGAAUUAAGCUGUAUGUGUAAUGCUCAGCCAUGGCCAUUUUCUAUAUUUUGAACAUGUAAGAGUUUUUUAAGCAUGGGUAGCCAUGGGCACCCCACUGUAUGAUCUUUUAAAAUUAAAUCAGUCCUGAAAAAUGACAGUUGCUCAUUGUCUGCUGUCAUAUGUCUAUGCCAGUCCGUCCCAUGUCACUGGCCGGAUCAAUAAAUAAAUGGUCUACUGUA